AUGCUUAACAACAUCACCAAUAACAACAACAACAACACCGACACUAUCGACAACACAGAAAUAGCAAUUGCAACAACAACAACAGCAAGUGCCUCACAAACAAAAACAAUUAGUAGUAGUGGUGGUGGUGUUGGUGGUGGUCAUUUAAUUGGCUGGGCCAACGGUUUCAGAAGCAGCAGGCUGGGCGAGAACUGCACCAACUUCACAAUCGUCGGAGGUUCUCAACGGGUGAUCAGUGGACGAAUGGUGGACAAAAGCAACAACAACAACUAUAACGAUACCAGUAAUAAACUUAAUAAUAAUAAUAAUAAUAUUUUACUUAGCAAUAACAACACUUAUAAUAAUAAUAAUAAUAAUAAUAAUAGUAAUAUUAACAACAGUCCGUCUAUCAACGACAACAACAAUAAUAAUAAUAAUACUAAUAAUAAUGUUAAUAGCAACAGAGAUAAUGUUAGUUGCUUCGGGAGGAGUAUUAUCAAAGCUGGGUCGAGAAUUGUCCGUGCCGAUCGGACAUUAAGUCAGCAAAAUUGCGAUGUCCUUUGGUCACCCGGUUUAUCGCGAUUGUCUGAAGUAACGGAAUCGAGAGAUUCUUCUUCUGUCAAUGUUCAGGGGGUUUCUGGAUCGAAUUUAAAUGGCAACAGUUUGAGUAGUCUGGCAGGACACAAUCUCGGUAACUGUCGUGUGUUUAUAGACCAUCACCAGCCAAAUACGCUUAAUGUCGGUUCGAAUCUAGUUAUCAACUCGAAAACACGAAACUUGCCCUCGCAGGUCGGCCAGCCGAAGCAAUGCACAGCUGUUCUUCUUGGGACGGUAGGACAGCUCUCCAAAUCGGCGGUGACGGCUGCUGCUCUCCAGCAGUCCUUGCUUUCGGGUGCAAGUGGCAAUAAUUGCAGUAACACCCUGAAUGCACUCAACUCGGUAACGGCGACACCGCUGUCGCAGGUUUUUGUAUUACAAACUUUGGGUCAGGAACAGCAACAAAAACAACAACAACAACAACGACAACAACAACAACAACAACAACAACAGAAAGAACAACAACGACAGCAGCAGCAGCAACAACAACAACAACAACAACAAGCACUGCACUUGCAUAACAGCAUAAAUCUAAGGGACAAUGUGCCGUUGCAGUUUUAUCAAAGUUCUGUUGAGUCAGGAAACUACGUCCAAACCCAGCUGCAACAGCAGCAGCAGCAACAACAACAACAACAACAACAACAUCAGCAACAACAACAUCAGCAACAACAACAUAUUCAAGCGCAAUUACUUCUACAACAACAACAACAACAGCAACAACAGCAACAACAAGAAAGACUUCAACAACAAAACCAACAACAUCUACAAUUAUUACAACACCACCACCACCAACAACAACAACAACAACAACAACAACAGCAGCAACAACAGUUAUUACAUCAACAACUUCUGCAACAACAACAACAACAACAACAUCAACUACAACAACAGCAGCAGCAGCAACAACAGCAGCAGCAGCAACACCAACAUCAACAGCAGCAGCAGCAGCAGCAACAACAUGUGUACGCUGAGAACAGAGACAAUUGUCCAACGAUGUUUGGAAUAAAUGGUAAACCACGUCUUGUGGUGAAACCAUUAGAGACCCGAGUCCAACACCAGACUGUUGAUACAUCAGUGCUGGAUCUAUGUGAUGCCAUGGCAGUGUCGCCAGACAUGCCAGUCACCGCCAAAUGCUACCCUAAACCUGUAUAUUCCUAUAGCUGUCUCAUAGCGAUGGCUUUGAAAAAUAGCAAAACUGGGAGUUUACCGGUCAGUGAGAUUUACAACUUCAUGACAGAGAACUUCCCAUACUUUAAGAAUGCACCAGGUGGAUGGAAGAAUUCUGUUAGACAUAAUCUGUCUUUGAAUAAAUGCUUUGAAAAAGUUGAAAACCCGAAAUUCAGUGGAUCUUCUCGUAAAGGUUGUCUCUGGGCACUUAAUCCAGCCAAAAUAUCCAAAAUGGAAGAAGAAAUUGCUAAAUGGGAGAAGAAAGAUCCUCAAGGAAUCCGAAACAGCAUGGCAAAUCCAGAACGUUUGGAAUUGAUUAUCCAGGGACGAGUAGACUCACCUCAGAUGCAAAUUUCACCUAAUCUACCCAACAUCAUCAAUAUCCGACAGACAGCAAACGUGCACCCAGAGCAACCCAGUAUAUUAUCAGGAGGCCCUAAUCAGUAUCAUAUCCAGUCCCCUUUUCUACCAGACAGUCCGACCCCACAACAUGUCGAGAUUCUAGAACAAAACAAUAGCAGCUUAUUAAAGGAAGUCAGUGCUGUGGACACAACUCUUUCUUUAGACCCAACAAUGUCAGAAAUGACCCUAAAGAACCUGUUGGAUCCCACAAUCUGUCUCCAAGAUAAUUUCCCCUUCCAGAACAGUUUAUGGGAUGAAGACAUGGAUGUUGAAUUGAGUUUAGAUAUGCCUGUGGCCAUAUCUGCAACCAAUUCUGGUGUGCAAACUCUAGGGGCCUCACUAACUUCAGCAGCACCUCAUAUCAAUUUAUAUUCCCCUCUGGCAGGAAUCAGAAAUGAGUCUUUAGCAGUCACAGGAUUUGGUCACACAGCUUACAACCAACUAGACGUCAGUGGUUCAAUUUAUGGCCAGAAUACUCUCUCUGUGUCAACGUAAUCAUUGUGUCAAUUGAAGAUGUUUGUUGAUGCCAAAAUAUUUUGAUUCUCUCCACAACUUCUAUAUUACUACAACUGAUCUUUAUACAAUGGCUGGCUACUGGCAGUUAUUUUCACAGUCACUCCAUCAUGUGGAUAUAUAACAAGAAAUACAAACUUUACAAGAUAUUCUGUGAAAUGUAUUCACUCUUUUAAUUCCCCCAGCCAGCAACAGUGACUGCAGAGUCAUUAACCCUUUGACCAUAUCUGGCCUAAGUAUCCCAGCUCUUUUAUGUUCAAACUGGAUAGAACUGGCUCCCCGCAUUGCCCUACAGUAUCAUUCUAAAGACAAACAAUCACUCUAAAGAAAUCUCAAGGCUACAAGAUAAUCCAGGAUUAAUUCAAAACAAUAUGAAUAAAUAAGGAUUACAUUUGACAGAGUAAUCUAAAUGCUAAAGGGUUAAAACAAUUUUAUAUUUUAGUGACAGGCAUGGAUGGAUGGCUGAGAAGUUUACUUCCCAACAUCUAGUUCCAUAGUUCCACCUUCAGGUCCUUUGCAUGGCAUAUUGGACAACGGUCAUCAGCUUCAGUCCUGGGCCAACCAAUUCAAUGCCAGUGAAACUAGCAGAUGGAAACUGUGUAGAGGUUCAUCAUGUGUGUGUGUGUGUGUGUGAAAAUGUUGGUUUCAAAUUUUGGCACAAGGCCAGGAAUUUUGGG
This is a messenger RNA of Octopus sinensis (East Asian common octopus), 3335 nucleotides long. RefSeq lists its product as uncharacterized. Gene Ontology annotation, molecular function: DNA-binding transcription factor activity, RNA polymerase II-specific; transcription cis-regulatory region binding. Bases 1 to 2640 code for a protein of 879 amino acids. The transcript is spliced from 6 exons. The record is from RefSeq and is a predicted model, not a curated record. Lineage: Eukaryota; Metazoa; Mollusca; Cephalopoda; Octopoda; Octopodidae. Gene Ontology annotation, biological process: regulation of transcription by RNA polymerase II.